GGAAGCACCACGGUCGCCACCCGAGAGAUCCGACUCUGCCAACUCCGGCCCCAGCUCUGGCUCCGGCUCCAGCUCGUAAGUGCUGCUCCUUCCCUCGGGGUUUUUCCACUGCCUUAUCAAGUAACCAGGCCACUCCUGCCCCUGUAGGAACUUUGGCUAUUCUGCGGCCUCUGCCCACCCUCCGAGAUGCUGGCCCAGGUCUGCAGAGCAGAAACCCUGAGGCACCUGCUUCCGGGCCACUAGGGCCACCUCCCAGAGCCCCGCAUGGUCACCGGCCACUCCUGAGUGCAGGGCUGCUGGGUGCCAGGCCUGUCUGCCGGCUCCUGGGGUCCAUGGAGACCUGGCGGAAAGGCUCGUUCCGAAAUGCCUCCUUCUUCAAGCGGCUGACCCUGGGGCGGCCCCGGCGACUCCAGCGACAGGGAAGUGUGCUCAGCCAGGCCAGCACAGCUGGCGGGGACCAUGAGGAGUACAGCAACCGGGAGGUCAUCCGGGAGCUGCGAGGGAGGCCAGAUGGCCGGCGCCUGCCGCUGUGGGGAGAUGAGCAGCCCCGGGCCACCCUGCUGGCCCCACCCAAGCCCCCACGCCUCUACUGCGAGAGCUCCAGCUGCCCCAACAUCUUGGAGCCUCCAGCUGCCUACACCACUGCCUACUCGGCCACCCUGCCCUCGGCGCUCUCCCUGGCAGGCCCCCUUCACCGAUCCUCAGAGGACCUUGUGGACACUCCCCGCUUCCAGCGACCACCAGUUCCGGACCUCAGCGACCCCUUUUUCUCCUUCAAAGUGGACCUGGGGGUUUCACUCCUUGAAGAAAUCCUACAGCUGCUGAGGGAUCAAUUCCCCAGUGAGCCCAGUUUCUGA
Ochotona curzoniae (black-lipped pika) is the source of this 857-nucleotide messenger RNA. RefSeq names its product chromosome unknown C15orf62 homolog (gene CUNH15orf62). Bases 333 to 857 code for a protein of 174 amino acids. The record is from RefSeq and is a predicted model, not a curated record. The transcript has a single exon. NCBI's taxonomy places the organism in Eukaryota, Metazoa, Chordata, Mammalia, Lagomorpha, Ochotonidae.